AUGUCUCAUCUCCCGCCUCAGCCAGCAGUAUCAGCUAACUCGAGUCAACAAUUCGACUCAAUCCUCACUGCCACCCUUCUCAUCGACUACUUCCAACCAACCUUCGACUUCCCGACUUCCUCAUCUUCCUCCCGGCCGGACGAGCAGACCAGUUCGGCUGCAUCCUCUCCUCCAAUACAGACGUCUACUAGCGAGCCUCCUGCUCAGUCCAGCUCCUCUAGUCCUCCAAGCUCAGUCAUCAACACUUCCUCCGCGCCCGUUUCGUCGCCAUCGCCUUCAUCCCAACCCGCCCAAAAUACUUUCUCUAGCCAGCUGCCAGCUCCUUCCUCUCAAGCCUCAUCUCAGAUUGUGGUUGUGACUAGUAAUGUUUACCAGACAAGCGCCGAUCCUAAUGGUGGAAUUCAUACUUUGACCUCAUACGUCGAGGUUACAGUUGACAGACCAGCGACCACGGUUUCGGCUCCCGGAAGUACGUCAAUUGCCCGACUCCACAACGGAGACGAUCAUCAGCCAGGCUUUUUUGACAACCGUGGCGCCGUGAUCGGGACGUUCUUGACGGUCGGCCUGAUUGUGCUCGGCGGAUCGGCGGCUAUCAUCUGGCGACUGGCUCGACUAAGACGCGCCCGGCUGAGGGCCAGGGAGAACGAGGAUGCCGAGCUGAAUUUCAACAAGUUCGUCGGGAAUGAUGACGAUGGACGAGUGGCUAUGCUACCACUCGACACUGAACACGACGACUUUCAGAAUAUCCCGCUCGACCGCGAACCUCAACUCCCGCAGAUCAGUGAACCUCUGCAGCAGCUUGAACCGCAGUUCUCCAACCAGCAAGUCAGAGAUCCAAUGUUUGGUUAUCACGACAAUCCCAGUCACUCUCACAUGCAAGAAGUCUAUCCAGUCCGGUUAAGCAACCGCACCAAUCUCACCGGUCGGUCGUCCGACUUGGAUACGAUGAACUCCGAGGAGUGGGGUCGUUACAUCAAUACUCACUUUUCAACUGGAGGCGGCCGAGCUUUUGGCGAUGGACUGAUCAAGCCGGAGCUCGUGAGGGUUGACGAAGAGGGGGCUGUGAGAGCAGGACCACCGAUCGUCAUUUCGAGUGCAGAGCCUGGCCCACAAGAAGUAACAGGUUUUUCGUCGUUCCACCCUCCACCCGGUCCCCAGCCAGAAAUCCAGACGGUUGAGCAAGAGACCUUCACAAUGGUCAGCCCGCCCCAAUUUGCAUUGGAUGACCAGAUCCCCACAGCCGAUCAGCGUCUAGAGCCCACCGUCCUGCCCGGCUACAGUCGGCCUCGAUCUGAUGAACAGCGCGAUGAACUAUCAAGCUUAAGAGACGAGGAAGACUACAGUCGACGAAUCCUCAGAGUCAGCAAUCCCGAUCGUCAAGACCAGGACGACCAGCCUAGCACACCACAGACAUAG
This is a messenger RNA of Puccinia triticina, 1416 nucleotides long. RefSeq lists its product as uncharacterized. The transcript has 5 exons. The record is from RefSeq and is a predicted model, not a curated record. Bases 1 to 1416 code for a protein of 471 amino acids. Lineage: Eukaryota; Fungi; Basidiomycota; Pucciniomycetes; Pucciniales; Pucciniaceae.